AUGUUGGCUGAAGAUCUAUUCGACAUGUAUAGCAAACCUGACCCUGUUGCUCCUUCGAACAAGAAAAAGGGAAGCAGGAAACAUCGUGGAGAAAGCAGCUGGAACCCUCCGACGAAAAAGGCUCGGACCGAGGAUCCUUUAGUACCAUUUCCUUCCAAGGAAACAACACCUCCUCCAACUCCCAUCGACCAGACGUCUCCACUAGCCCCCGUCGACCAGACAUGUCCUCCAGCCCCUGCUAACCAAACUCCUCCAACUCACGCUGACCAAACACCUCCUGAUCAGAUAGGAGAGGCUUUGACGAACAUGGUUCUCAGUUCAGCCAAAGAUAGGCUGACAAAGCUAUCGAGGCACCGACACAGCCGAGAGGCCAUCAGCAAUACUGACUCCAUGGAAGUCGAUCAGAUCUUUAACCGUGCAUUGAACAAAGUGCUCAACCUCAAAGUAUCUGAGGAUAAACACGCUGAGGAGCUUAAGACGGCUGAGGCCAAAUACACCGAGCAGCUUGAGGCAGCCAAGAAGAAAAACGCUGAACUGCUCGAACAGAAGGCCAAGCUGGCCGAAGAGCUAAAACAGUUCCAGGCUGCCCUGACCAAAGCCAUUGAAGAUAAAGAGAAGUACAAGGAGGCUUCUUUGCUUAAUUUCAGGGAAGCAUGUAAGCUUCAAGAUGAUCUGGUCAUUAGCAGAAAGGAGACUGAGGGAUUGGAGGAACGUGUCAAAGAGCCUGAGGAGACCAAUGCCAGUAACCUGGAGAGGUACAAGGGAGCCACUUUUAAAUGCUUCUAUAUGUUCUAG
Humulus lupulus (European hop) is the source of this 795-nucleotide messenger RNA. RefSeq lists its product as uncharacterized. NCBI's taxonomy places the organism in Eukaryota, Viridiplantae, Streptophyta, Magnoliopsida, Rosales, Cannabaceae. The transcript is spliced from 2 exons. Bases 1 to 795 code for a protein of 264 amino acids. The record is from RefSeq and is a predicted model, not a curated record.